AUGAAUGUACACCGAUCCCCUACUGGAAGUGACACUAUUUCGGCACGAUGUGGUUCUUACCCAGAUCUAGCAAGCAAAAUCAUGUGUCAAGAUAAAACUGAGUCAUCACAGAUAACUUUCCGCAAUAAACGAAAAUUAGAAAAUGAAAACGACGAUUUAAAGAAUGAAUUUGCAGAAAUGAGAAAACAAAUGACAUCAAUGCAAAACCAAAUGAGUGAAAUGAUGACAUAUCUAACAACAACCACUAAUAUGCAAGUCGAAAAUUUCAAAAAAAUCAACGAGGAUGUCUCGACUAUAAAACAACAAAUAAGCGAUAUUAAAUUAACCACUGAAAUAUUAACUGAAGAACAAACAAAACUAAAAAUUGAAGUGGAAAAUCUAAAAAAAAUUAGCAAUAUUACGGAAAAGAAAAUAGAAUCAAUUCAAUCUAAUCUUCUACUUCAAGAUACUACUCCAUCAUGCUCGUCCUCAGUAUUGAAUGCGCAAGAAGAGAUAGUGGCCGAACUCAACGAACGUACUAUCAGGAGCAAAAAUAUAAUAAUUGCUGGUGUGCCAGAGUCAAAAUCUACCAACCUAAAUGCGAGAUACGAAGAAGAUAAAACUGCAGUUCUAAAAAUCAUCAAUACUGUAUUGCCUGGUGGCUUCACUGAGCCACAGAAAAUUUAUAGACUGGGAAAAUAUCAAUCAGACAUUGUUAUAACUUAUGAAUUUUUAUGUUCUCAUGAUAAGUGA
Molecule: messenger RNA, 732 nt
Organism: Parnassius apollo (apollo)
Lineage: Eukaryota; Metazoa; Arthropoda; Insecta; Lepidoptera; Papilionidae
Source: the annotation of a GenBank genome assembly